Messenger RNA from Chionomys nivalis (European snow vole), 996 nucleotides. Its product is annotated as dnaJ homolog subfamily B member 6-like. The record is from RefSeq and is a predicted model, not a curated record. The transcript has a single exon. Lineage: Eukaryota; Metazoa; Chordata; Mammalia; Rodentia; Cricetidae. Gene Ontology annotation, cellular component: cytosol; endoplasmic reticulum membrane. Gene Ontology annotation, molecular function: ATPase activator activity; Hsp70 protein binding. The coding region runs from base 16 to 738 and encodes 240 amino acids. Gene Ontology annotation, biological process: protein refolding; positive regulation of proteasomal ubiquitin-dependent protein catabolic process.
ACAAUCUGUUAAAACAUGGUGGAUUACUAUGAAGUUCUGGGCGUGCAGAGACAUGCCUCACCUGAGGACAUUAAAAAGGUGUAUCGGAAACAGGCACUUAAAUGGCAUCUGGACAAAAAUCCUGAAAAUAAAGAAGCAGAGCAGAAAUUCAAACAAGUAGCUGAGGCAUAUGAGGUGUUAUCGGAUGCAAAAAAGCGGGACAUCUAUGAGAAACACGGCAAAGAAGGGUUAAAUGGUGGAGGAGGAGGUGGAAGUCAUUUCGACAAUCCGUUUGAGUUUGGCUUCACAUUCCGGAAUCCAGAUGAUGUCUUCAGGGAAUUUUUUGGUGGAAGGGACCCAUUUUCAUUUGACUUCUUUGAAGACCCAUUUGAUGACUUUUUUGGGAGCCGAAGGGCUUCCCGAGGAAAUAGAAGCCGAAGUGCAGGCUCGUUUUUCUCUGCCUUCAGUGGAUUUCCCUCUUUUGGAGGUGGAUUUCCUGCUUUUGACACAGGAUUCAGUUCGUUCGGGUCACUAGGACACGGGGGUCUCACUGCAUUCUCUUCAGCAUCAUUUGGUGGCAGCAGAAUGGGCAACUUCAAAUCAAUAUCAACUUCUACUAAGAUAGUUAAUGGCAAAAAAAUCACUACAAAGAGAAUUGUGGAGAAUGGUCAAGAAAGAGUAGAAGUUGAAGAAGACGGACAGUUAAAGUCCUUGACGAUAAAUGUUAAGGAGCACCUGCUACGCUUGGAUAACAAGUAAUUUAACGCACACAUUUAACAGAAAUGUUAAACCAUAACAAGCACCAUUUGAGGAAUAACAGGAACUUUUUUUUUUGAAGAUUUCAAACGAACUCGACUUUCUGUAUAACUGUACCUAAAGUAUUUAUAAAACAGCUCAUCAGAGCCCCUAUUUGUCAUAGACUUUUGAGUUUGUUGUUGGGACCACAAAAUAGGACCAUUUUUUUUGUCUUUAAAAUUGUUGUAACCUCUGUAUGCACUUUGCUUUAAACAAAACAAA